AUGGCCGACCGCGACCUCUCCAAAAUCCUCGCCCGCCUGCGCUCCGCCCCCCCUUCGGCACCCUACCCCGAAGUAGCCGCCCUCCUCUCGCGCGCCAAGCUCCUGCUCCUCAAGCUCAACGCCCUGACCCCGGCGCCCACCACCACACCGCAACACCUGGCCCUCGCCCGCGACGUCUACGAACAAGGCGCGUUGGCCUCGAUCCGCGCCAAGGACCCGGAAGCGUUCACCCGCUACGUCGCGCAGCUGCGGCCGUUCUACGAGCUCCUCGAUGCGACACAGAGUGGGAAGAAGGAGGCUGCUGGCGAGAGGAACAAGAUCACGGGAUUGUACCUGUUGUUGCUGCUGACGCAGGGCUUGUAUGGGGAUUUCCACAGUGAGCUGGAGGCGUUGUCGUCGGGUGAUGUGGAUGUGGAGGGGGAUCGGUACUUGGGGUACCCGAUUCGGUUGGAGAGGUGGUUGAUGGAGGGGAGCUAUGAUAGGGUGUGGAAGGCGAUGAAGAAAGGUGAAGUUCCGGGGGAGGAGUUUGGUGUAUUUUCUGAGAUCCUUACUUCCCAAAUCCGCUCCGAAAUCGCCUCCUCUAGCGAGCGCGCCUACCCCUCGCUCCCGCUUGCGUCGACCAAGAGCCUACUGUUCCUCGACUCGGAGGGUGCUGUCGUGGAGUUUGCCCGUAGCCGCGGCUGGACCGUUAAGGACGGCCAGAUCUUUUUCCCCUCGGCGCAGGAGACGGGUGAGGAGGAGCAAGAGCAGGAGAUGAGCCAGAUGGUUAUUGAGAAUACCCUAGGGUAUGCCCGCCAGCUUGAGACGAUUGUCUAG
This is a messenger RNA of Dichotomopilus funicola, 816 nucleotides long. RefSeq names its product SAC3/GANP/Nin1/mts3/eIF-3 p25 family-domain-containing protein. The record is from RefSeq and is a predicted model, not a curated record. NCBI's taxonomy places the organism in Eukaryota, Fungi, Ascomycota, Sordariomycetes, Sordariales, Chaetomiaceae. Gene Ontology annotation, biological process: proteasome-mediated ubiquitin-dependent protein catabolic process. The transcript is spliced from 2 exons. Gene Ontology annotation, cellular component: cytosol; proteasome regulatory particle; proteasome regulatory particle, lid subcomplex. The coding region runs from base 1 to 816 and encodes 271 amino acids.